AUGGACCAAAAUCAUCAUUCGGAUAAGACCGCAGAGGCACAACCUUCUGAGAAAAAGAAAACUAGAAACUGCUGCAAUGGAUUCAAGAUGUUCUUGGCAGCCCUGUCACUCAGCUUUAUUUCUAAGUCACUGGGUGCAAUCAUUAUGAAAAGUUCCAUCACUCAAAUAGAAAGGAGAUUUGACAUAUCAUCUUCUACUGUUGGCUUAAUUGACGGAAGCUUUGAAAUUGGAAAUUUGCUUGUGAUUGUAUUUGUGAGUUAUUUUGGAGCCAAAUUACACAGACCGAAGCUAAUUGGAAUUGGUUGCAUUAUUAUGGGAACUGGAAGUAUUUUGACUGCUUUACCGCAUUUCUUCAUGGGAUAUUACAGGUAUUCUAAAGAUACCACUUUUAAUCCAUCAGAGAAUUCAACAUCAAGUUUACCAACUUGUUUGAUUAACCAAAAUUUGUUACCCAAUAGAACAUCACUGGAGGUAGUGGAAAAAGGUUGGGAAAAGGAUUCUGGAUCAUACAUGUGGAUAUAUGUUCUAAUGGGUAAUAUGCUUCGUGGAAUUGGGGAAACCCCUAUUGGACCCUUGGGGAUUUCUUACAUCGAUGAUUUUGCUGAAGAAGGACAUUCUUCUUUGUAUUUGGGUAAUUUGCUUGCAGUAACAAUGAUUGGUCCAAUCAUUGGCUUUUUACUGGUAUCUCAGUUUUCUAAAAUGUACGUGGAUAUUGGAUAUGUGGAUCUGAGCACUGUCAGAAUAACUCCUCAGGACUCUCGUUGGGUUGGUGCUUGGUGGCUUGGCUUCCUUGCGGCUGGACUAAUAUCCAUUAUUUCUUCCAUACCAUUCUUUUUCUUGCCCAAAACUUUGGAUAAACCAAAUAAAGAAAAAAAAGCUUCAGCAUCCUCAAUAUCUUUGCCUACGCAAAAUGAAGAAAAGAGUCAAAUGGCUAGUUUGACCAAGACUGGGCAAAAUGUUACUGACACUGUAACUGGUUUCUUCCAGUCCUUGAAAAGCAUCCUUACCAAUCCCCUGUAUGUUUUAACAUUAUUUUUGACACUGCUACAAGCCAGCAGCCAUAUUGGUUCUAUUACUUACAUUUUCAAAUACGUAGAACAGCAGUAUGGCAAGUCAGCAUCUGAGACGAGCAUUUUGCUUGGAUUCAUAACCAUACCAUCUUUGGCAGCUGGAAUGUUUACAGGAGGAUUUAUUGUUAAAAAGUUCAAAUUUACCUUGGUUGGAAUUGCCAAAUUUGCACUUUGUGCCCAUUCGAUAUCCUUCCUGUUUCAUCUAUUAAACUUUGCACUAAUCUGUGAAAACAAAUCAGUUGCUGGACUAACCCUGACCUAUGAUGGAAAUACUCCAGUGGCAUCACAUCUAAAUGUACCACUUUCUUAUUGCAACUCAGACUGCAAUUGUGAUCCAACUCAAUGGGAACCACUCUGUGGGAGCAAUGGAAUAACUUACAUAUCACCCUGUUUAGCAGGAUGUACGUCUUCAAGUGGCAGCAAAAAGUCUAUUGUGUUUCAUAACUGUAGUUGUGUGGAAGAAAAUGGUUUCCAGAGCAAAAAUAACUCGAUGAAGUUGGGUGAAUGUCCGAAAAGUGAUGACUGUAAGAGAAAAUUUUAUAUUUACACAGUAGCACAAAUACUUAUCCUUUUUUCUGCUGCACUGGGAAGCACCUCAACUAUCAUGCUGAUUUUUAAAAAUGUUGAACCUGAACUGAAAUCACUUGCCAUGGGUUUCCAUUCACUAACUAUUCGAACACUAGGAGGAAUUCCAGCUCCUAUAUAUUUUGGGGCUCUGAUUGAUAGAACUUGUAUGAAGUGGUCCAUCAACAACUAUGGGAAGCAAGGGGCUUGCAGGAUAUAUAAUUCCUCGUUAUAUGGACAUACUUUCUUUGGCUUGACUACAGGCUUAAAAUUCCCAGUCAUUAUUUUAUUCAUUGUAUUGAUUUCUGCUAUGAAGAAAAAAUACCAAGGGAAAGAUAUUAAGGCAUCAGAAAAUGAAACAAAAGCCAUGAAUGAAGCAAACUCAGGACCAUUAAUUAAUGAUGUCAAAGUGGACCAUGAAACACAUGUUUAG
This is a messenger RNA of Rangifer tarandus platyrhynchus (Svalbard reindeer), 2067 nucleotides long. The record is from the annotation of a GenBank genome assembly. Lineage: Eukaryota; Metazoa; Chordata; Mammalia; Artiodactyla; Cervidae.